GUUCGCUGUGUUCUAUAAAUUGAGGGCGUAGGUCAGUGGAGAAUCAGUUCCAUUUUGAGCCGCCAAGCGAAAAUGCUUUCGAAACCGCAACUAUUACUGCUCGUUGUAGGGCUCUGCCUGAAUGCAGCCGUUUUUGCCGACGUGGACUGCAGCAAGCGACCGCCUUUUGUGAGUCCCAAAACCUGCUGUCCCAUGCCGGACUUCGUAACCGCCGAGUUAAAGCAGAAGUGCAUAAAGUUUGACAUGACCCCGCCGCCACCUACGGAUGGGGAGGCCAGUGGAUCCUUUGAGAGCAAGCGUCGCCACCAUCAUCCCCACCCACCACCUUGCUUCUUCUCGUGCAUCUUCAACGAGACUGGCAUCUACCAGAACCGGAAUCUCGACCAGGACAAGCUAAAGAGCUAUCUGGAGGUGGUGUUCAAGGACAGCUCCGGCCUGCAGACCACGGCCACGCAGGCCUUCACCACCUGUGCCACCAAAAUUGUGGAGUUCGAGGCCAACUUGCCUGCUCGUCCCGCGCCCUCUCCGCCACCGGGAAUGCCCACGUGUCCCCACGACGCCGGUCACCUCAUGGGCUGUGUGUUCCGAAAUCUCAUGAAGAACUGCCCGGACUCGAUCCGAAAUGAUUCCCAGGAGUGCAGCGAUAUGAAGGAGUUCUUCACCAAGUGCAAGCCCCCACGUGGACCUCCUCCGUCCGCCGAAGAGAUGUGAAGCACCCAAGAAACCCUCUUUGUCUGAAAACCCGCAAUGGAUAUACCUCUCCCAAGCCAAACGUUUUAUAUUUGUCAACUUACCGCAAUAAACACUUAAAGCUCAA
This is a messenger RNA of Drosophila biarmipes, 817 nucleotides long. It is a transcript of the gene Obp49a, whose product is annotated as general odorant-binding protein 67. Gene Ontology annotation, molecular function: odorant binding. The transcript is spliced from 3 exons. Bases 73 to 711 code for a protein of 212 amino acids. The record is from RefSeq and is a predicted model, not a curated record. NCBI's taxonomy places the organism in Eukaryota, Metazoa, Arthropoda, Insecta, Diptera, Drosophilidae.